AUGGAGAAAAAGAAGAUUCGAAUGAAAUCCAAGGUUGCUGCUCCUAACCUCCUGAAGGCCCUGCAUUCACUGUAUCAGUUUGGCCACCUCUGUGACGUGACCGUUCACACGCAACACCUAGGAAUUCAGGAGGAGUUUCUGGUUCACAAAGCUGUCUUGGCUGCUUCCAGCAACUAUUUCAAGGGGCUUUUCCUGCACGAUGAGAUGCUGGACACCAAGAAUUGCACAGUGACUCUGCAAGACAUUUACACGGAAGAGUUCACUUCAUUCCUGGAGUUCGUUUACACAGCGGAGGUGGAGAUUGAAGCAGAAAAGCUGCAAAGGAUGAAGGAAAUUGCCGAAAGGCUUGAAUGCAAGGAUUUGCUUGACAUUUGUGAAGAAGCAAAAGCAGAGGGCAGGAAGGGGUUAGAUCUGAGCCUCCAUCUGAAAGGGCAGCUGUGUGAAAAUGGUGGGACACCGUGGACUUGUGUCCAGCAAGAGGAGAUCCACAAACUCGGUAAUUCUUCCCAAGUCAUGCAGAGGAAACUUUGGGAUAGGCAAAAGUGUAAAAAGUUGCUGGCUGGCUAUGAACUCAUUGAAGGCCAACCAGCAACCCUGGAGCAAGAGGACACUGCUUUUCCAGACCCAAACCCCAGGACGACAAAAGUACUGAAACGUAACAGGACACAUACCAGAAACAGACUCGGUGAGAAUGCUGUUCAUCAAGAAAAGGAGAAUAGUCGUUCUCUCCUAAGUCAGACUGAAUCAAAGGAAGCCUGUGUAGUAAUUAGGGACACUCUGUCUGAGCAGUGGGAAGGUGAGAACAGCAUAAUUUCCAAAUUCACUGCUAAAAUGGGCCGUAGGAAAUCACCGCGGCGUGUGGCCCAAGGCCUGCCGCGGCUCGCCUGUGAGAAGUGUGGCAAAUCGUUCCGCGUUAUCAAGCAGUACCAGUCGCACAUGGAGCUCAAGCACGACGUUACCUUGGCUGUCAAGUACAGCUGCCAGACCUGUGAGCAGCUCUUCUCCUCUCACCAGCACCUCCGGCAGCACUGCCUUGCUGUUCACCGCGAGGAGCAGGGUUUCUCCUGCAUGUUUUGUGACAAGAGGUUUAAAUGCCGGAAGGAAAUAAAUGACCAUAUCCGCAGGGUGCACGAGAAGAAGCGGGACCCACAGGCCUGCCCAUACUGUGACAAGGUUGUCAGUUCCAAGUGUGGCCUCACGGUCCACAUACGAAUGCACACGGGGGAGAAACCUUAUAAAUGCGAACACUGCCCUGCUAGUUUUGCUCAGAGGUCUGCUUACAGCACUCACGUAAGGAAAAUCCACGAGUCCAGGCAAGAGAGGAAACUGAUGCCCGUCUACUGGAUGGUGGUUCCAUCUGCACGUAGACCAAACGUGACAAACUGUGACAGAGAUCCUGACAGAGACGGGUGGGAUGGGGCGUCGGAGGCUGAACAGCAAGAGUGUGUGAGGCACAAAGAGGCCACAAGUUGUGAGGAAGCGGGUUCAUCCCUUGACAAAGUUGACCGUAGCAAUGAGCAAGAAGAAUGGGAGUGGAAACAUAAGGAAGUUGGAUCAAGAAGUGAAAAAAUGAGAGAGGAAGGGAAUGAUGAUGAAGGUGAAAUGAGUGUGAAGGGUGAGGAGGAGGAGGCACAUUACGAAGUGGGGUAUUCAGAAGUUGAGGAUAGUAGAGAUAAUGAAGAGGUCUGUACCGAGGGGGAUGAUGAGGAUGACGGAUGCUCUAAUGAGAAGCGUGGUGGAGAACAUGGAUCGGAUGAAGAGCUUAAAAUGAAGAAAAUAAAUAAAAGUGGGACGAGUAAGAAAUCCACCUAUGUAAUAAGGUGCGAUAAGUGUAAUGAGCAGUUUGUUUCAUGGAAAAAGUACGUGGAUCACUGCAGAGAUGUCCAUCAGUGCUUGCCCGGCAAAGUCUAUCAGUGUGACAUCUGUAGCAAGUCGUUCGCUAGUUACAACAGCUGGAAGGAGCACCGAGCGUGUGUCCACACUGAGGAGAGGCAGUUCGCCUGCACCCUUUGCAACGCUACUUUCAAAAGGAAGAGAGACGUGAGGACACAUUACAUGCGGAAGCACGAAGGCAGAGUCAAACGCCCUCUCUGCUCUGUCUGCGGGAAGAUCCUCAGUUCCCGAACAGCGCUAGUGUUCCAUAUGCGGACACAUACAGGAGAAAAACCAUACAAGUGCGGCGUUUGUCACUCCAAGUUUGCUCAGCCAUCACAGCUUAAGAUCCAUACCAGGUCCCACACAGGGGAAAAGCCGUAUAUUUGCGAGGACUGCGGGGCUUGCUUUGCCGAUAAAGGCAAACUCACAGGCCACAAAAGGACCCACACAGGAGAGCGCCUUUUCAAAUGUGAUGUGUGCGGGAAACAUUUUUCCACCAACGAAUACUUAAAAUGCCACAAGCGAUGCCACAUGGGUGCUAAGCCCUACAAGUGCGACGUUUGUGGGAAGACAUUUGGGCUGAGAGCCUCGCUAGCCCAGCACAGCAAUGUCCAUGCAGAGACCCGUCCGUAUUUCUGCGAGCAGUGCGGGAAAACCUUCACCCAACAGGGCGCUCUCCGGCGUCACCAGCGCAUUCACACCGGGGAGAAGCCCUACAAGUGCCGAGCUUGCGAGAGGACCUUCACGGACAUGUCCACCUUGCGCAGACACGCCUCGAUCCAUGACCGGAAUGCUCACUGGAGAAGUUUCUUAAUAGAUCUUACGACCAAAAAAGACCAUAACUGGUCCAAAAUAGAGAUGCUUGCAGGAGCUUGUGUGGGUGAAGACUCUGCGCCGGGAAUUUGGUCGGUCGACCGAGGUAAACUUUAUAAACCAGAGAACGUCGCUCUGAAAAAAGCGGAACGUGUGCCGCCUGGCGUCGGAAACUGA
Molecule: messenger RNA, 2865 nt
Organism: Apaloderma vittatum (bar-tailed trogon)
Lineage: Eukaryota; Metazoa; Chordata; Aves; Trogoniformes; Trogonidae
Product: GDNF-inducible zinc finger protein 1-like
Exons: 6
Coding region: 1-2865 (954 amino acids)
Biological process (GO): regulation of transcription by RNA polymerase II
Molecular function (GO): DNA-binding transcription factor activity; protein binding; RNA polymerase II cis-regulatory region sequence-specific DNA binding
Source: RefSeq, a predicted model, not a curated record